AUGGAUGAUCAGAAUGGGACAAUAUACACUUCUGAAGGAGGGGAAACAAAUAUUGUUGAAGUUAGCCCAAAUCAAGAACCAUAUGAGGGUAUGCUAUUUGAAUCAGAAGAUGCUGCCAGAGUAUUCUAUGAUGAUUAUGCCAGUCGCGUAGGAUUUUUGACCCGUGUUCUGUCAUCCCGGAAGUCUGAGCGUGAUGGGUCAAUAAUCUCUCGUGGACUUGGAUGUAGAGGGGUCUCUGAUAAUGGUAGAAAAGUAAUGCAGAAGGAGUGUGGACAACGAGAAUUUUGCACAGCCAUGGUGUUGUUGAGGCAAGAGAAGCCUGGAAGUUGGGUUGUCAAGAAGUUUUUGAAGGACCAUAAUCAUCCGUUAGUGGUUCAAUCACAAAAGAGUCGCCGAACGCUUGAUGAGAAGGAUAAGAAAAUUCAGGAGUUAACCGCACAACUGCGAGUGAAGAAGCGGUUAAGUGCAGCAUAUAGAGAACAGCUACUUGCCUUUAUGAAGGAUGUUGAAGACCAUAACAAUCACCUAUCAAUAAAACUUCAAUCAGUCUUUGACAAUCUAAAAGUGCUUGAAGCUAAAACAGUAGGUUUUACAUGA
Molecule: messenger RNA, 597 nt
Organism: Prunus armeniaca (apricot)
Lineage: Eukaryota; Viridiplantae; Streptophyta; Magnoliopsida; Rosales; Rosaceae
Source: the annotation of a GenBank genome assembly